This is a messenger RNA of Paramecium sonneborni, 2246 nucleotides long. NCBI's taxonomy places the organism in Eukaryota, Ciliophora, Oligohymenophorea, Peniculida, Parameciidae. The record is from the annotation of a GenBank genome assembly.
AUGGAUGUAUUGCAAAAGAUAAUAUAAAAAUCUGGAACCAACUUAUCUCUUAUAGAAUUAGAAUUCAAGUAAAGCUUUUAAAAUAUUAGAGAUAAAUUGAGAAUCUUUAAGAAAUCCUUCCACUGCUAAUCCAAUUUAAGAAUCUCAAAGAAGUAAAAUAAAUCUAUAUUAUUAUAGUUAAAUUUACAUGGAAAUAGAUUAAGACAAUUACCUGAUGAUUUGUCUUAAUUGAAGACUUUAGAAACAUUAGAUAUAACUAAUAAUAUGUUUGAAAAUGUAAUAUUUAUAUUGAAUUUAGUUAUAAUAAGUAGUUCAAUCAUUAAAAACAUUACCUUCAUUAAAUCAUUUGGAAAUAGCAUUAAAAUCAAAAGAUGAAGAAGAGUUGAUAAUUGAAAAUCUACCAUAAUUAGCUAUGUUAAAUUAAUAGGCCAUUAAAAUUGAGGAUCAAUCUGAAUAAUAGAGUGAUUUAUAAUCAGAAAGAUCAGCAACAGGAUUAGAAAUAACAUUAUAAUAAGAAGAUUUAGAAUAGAUGGCUGUAUACUUUUUUUUUAUAAUUAAUAAUAGUUGCUUCAUGAUAGUAUCAAAGAGUUAAGAAAAGAAGAUGAAGAAUCAGAAAAAUAAAUAUCUUCACUUUUUGAGAACUCUGUUAAAACUAUAAUGAAAGAAUUAUAGACAAAGUUAGCAUUAAAAACACCUGAACAUAUGACAAAUUUAACAAUUUUAAAAGUUUAAAUUAAUAUUUUAUCAUAGGCCAAAUUCAAUUUAUAUGAGGUUUGCUUUUAGUUGUUUAUAAGAUAUUUUAAAUUAACAGAUAAAAAGUUAGAGUAGAUUCUAACAAAAUUACAUGAUUAACAUGAAUAAAUAUUUACAGAUAUGUCAAAUGUUAUUAUGAAUAUGAAAGAUAAUUAAUCGAUUCAAUCAAUACAAAAGAAAAUAUAAGAUGUUAAUUCAGGAUAAUUAAAUUAAGAUAAAGGAACAGAAUAAAGACUUAGACAAGAGUUAUAAGAAUUGUAAACUUAUAUUAAAGAAAUUGAAUAAGAAAACAAAUCUUAUUUAGAAUUAUUAAUUAAAUUUGGAAAAGGUGAAAAGAUUCAAUUAAAUUCAAUAGUAAAUAAUAAUAAUAAUAAUUAAUAAAAGAUGGAUGUAUAAAAUAUUGAUAAUUCAUCUUAAUUAAUUUAAUAGAAUAAUAAUGAUAAAACUAUUGCUUUAAAUUUGUUAAAACCAUAAUAAUCUUAAUAUGCUUCAAUUUAGAAUAAAAUUAAUUAAUAGCAAUCAAAUGUAUUAGUUUAAGCACCUUAAUUGGUAAAAAUGUUAACUUUGAAAUAAUUUAAAGAUUUGAUUUUAGAAAUAUAUGAAAGUAAAUUAAAAUUUGAUUAAAAAUGUUCUGAUUCUCAUUUACCAAGAGAAACCAUGGAAUAACAUAUGUAUACAUUUUUAAAUUAGAAAUAUGGUUUAAAAAGUUUAAUACUUGAAUGGGCUUCUUGUAUAAUAAAUGCAUUAAAAAGAUACGGGAAUGAUGAUAAUGAUGUGGCAGUAUUUGGAAAAAUUUUGAGAAAUGAGUGUGAUGAGGAAUUUAGAUUUGUUUAAGGUUAAGUUAAGAAUACAAUAAUGGAAUUGUUAAAAGUAAAUAUUUAUAUAAUAAUUAAGAUGUAUUUAAGAGGAAAAUUCCCUUUAAAAACAAAUGCUGAUAUUAAAGAAAUGAUGAAUCAAAGAUUUAAUAGUUUUAUAUUUUAAGAAGAAGCUGAAGAUAUCAUCAAAUAUAUGUAUAAUCAAGUUGAUUCAGAAAUAAUUCUUAAUAAAUUAAAAUAAUAUUUUAUAUAGCCUACAAGAAAUGUGGAGAAAAAACUUACAAGAGAAGAGUAAUUUUAAAUUGUAAAUGAGAAAGAUAAAUCUAAGAUUGAAUUUUCAAUAUUUUAGAAAGUUAUUUUAGAUUUUUAGAUGAAAUCACAUGAGAAAUAUUUAUCAAAAUUUAUAUAGAAUUUUCGAUAAAUAGAUUAGGACUAAAAUGGUAUAAUUGAUGAAGUAAUUAUUAUUAUUAUUAUUUAAAUUAGAAUGAAUUUAGAUAAUUGAUUACAGAUUUGAAUAUUGGAUCAAAUGAUUUUGAUAUUUAGAGAUAUUUGAAUAAAAUAGAUCCAUACAAUAAUUAGUAAAUAACAUUUUCAUAAUGUGUUCAAUUAUUUUCUCAGGAAUAAGCACCAGGAACAAAUGUCCCAAUAAUCUAGAAAAUAUCAGUUGAAAGUUUUUGA